UUUAGCUGUAGCAAAGCACCUUGUUGAUACUUAGCGUAAAACAAAGGCUGCUGUUAUCUCGCACAGAGGAUAAGCAUUGCCAUUCAACGUGCCAAAUACCGCCAGCCUCGUGAGCACUCUCCAAGCAAGCAGUGCGGUUAUGAAUGUGAUAUAUAUGAUGCCUUAUUUUAACUAUUGCUUUAAUGUAUUUAUUUUAAAGGUGCUUUUAAUUAAAUUAGUUUGUAAAUGUGUUACUCCGAGAUAUAGUUAUGCUGAUAUAACAUGUGUACUAACUUCAAACGUACUAACUUCACUUUUGACAACCCUAUAAAAUUCGUUGAUUUGAAGAAAUCAUUAAAAUGCAACAAUUGCGAAUGUGGUUUUCAAUAUUCUCAAUCGUACUUUCCUCCCGUACGCUCCCGGACAAUCAAACAUAAAUAAAAAAAAUUGAUGACCUGAAAACCAUGGCGGCUACAGAAUCUCUGUAUGAACAAAGCAAAACCACAGAUUUCUUCUACAAAAUCUACUUAACGGUCUACAUCUGCGGUUUUCCAAACUGUUGGAUCGAAGAUCUAAAGAUAACUAAACGUUUUGCAAGGGUAUACGACCGCUUCACGCUAUUCAACAACGCGUUGAUAUGUACUCUCAUUGGCACAGAGCUGCUGGCGGUAUUCACUCAGCACAACCUCUCCGAGAAGCAACAGUCUAACUACAUGAUAUACUUUAUGUCUCAUCCCCUGAUGUACGGCUUCCGCGUGAUUAUGGGAACACACCAGAAGAAGGUCAAGACCUUGCUGUACAGUCUGACGGUUGUGCUGAAGCGGGUCCACAACGACCCCGAGGUGGAAAAACAGAUGAUACACAGCGCUGUCAUGUACCUGUUCGCUUUGUGUUUCAGUUGCGCCAUGUGCAUGACUAUGUAUACUGUUGAUGCUGGUUGGGAGAUGAUCAGUCACAACGCUACUUUCACGACGCUCGUGACCGUUUACCCUGACGUAGAAGACAGGUCUGAGUUAGCCUCGUUCGUCAGAAUUCUGACCAACAUUGUGUGGUGGAUAUUCUACACCAGAAUCAUCGGGGUGUACAUUCUGGUCAUUCCUCUAGCCACUUGUCUUAGCUACCAGUUUAAGAACCUGCAGAGCUAUUUCAUAAGUCUCGCGGAUAUUUUUGAAAGAGACGAUCUUAGUCAAACUCUGAUGGAGGAACAAUAUGAAGAGGGGUUUAAAACCGGUAUUAAAAUGCAUUUGGAGACUCUACGAUGUACGAAGCUGACCCAAACAAUAUGCAAUGAGGUUUACAGUGGACAGAUUCUUUUCAACAUGUUUAUGUUGGUGGCACUGAUGGCGCAGAUGACGAAUUCCGACCGCACCCUUGUGAACAUGUGCUCGGCGGGGGUCACCGGUAGUGCUGUGCUCAUUAGUACUGGCUUCUACAUGUGGAACGCAGGAGACGUAACCGUCGAAGCUUCCAACUUGCCGUCAGCGAUGUAUUUCUCUGGAUGGCACAACUGCCAGGGGGCGUCCUCGCGUCGCGUUAGAACCUCCCUCGUCGUUGCCAUAGCAAACGCUCAGGAACCUGUUGUAUUAAAAGGGCUCGGAUACAUCAGCCUCUCAUAUGACUCUUACAUAACGAUCGUGAAGUCAUCGUAUUCUGUCUUUUCAGUGAUGUUUUAAUUGCUGUAAGGAAUCUGCACAACAAAAUGACAAAUCCCCGUGAAAUGCACCAAGUUAUUGCAUAAUCUAUUUAGUUCCGCUUUCAAAAAUGUGCUUGAUAAUAUUGAUAGUGGCUAAAUUACUAUAAAAUAGAAUCGUGGAUAAAUGUUAAUUAGCUAUGAUAAUAAGACACCGCUAAUAAAGUAUAUCUCGCACCC
Messenger RNA from Trichoplusia ni (cabbage looper), 1849 nucleotides. RefSeq lists its product as uncharacterized. Gene Ontology annotation, molecular function: olfactory receptor activity; odorant binding. Gene Ontology annotation, cellular component: plasma membrane. The coding region runs from base 444 to 1652 and encodes 402 amino acids. Gene Ontology annotation, biological process: sensory perception of smell; detection of chemical stimulus involved in sensory perception of smell. The transcript is spliced from 7 exons. Lineage: Eukaryota; Metazoa; Arthropoda; Insecta; Lepidoptera; Noctuidae. The record is from RefSeq and is a predicted model, not a curated record.